CCAUUGCUCAAUAUUUUGCUGCUACAAAAACCACACAUUAAAUAAUGGGCAACAAUACCAUAUCCUCUUAUAUUUAUUCUGUUAUUCUCCUAACAAUCAGCAUGGCAGCCUGUGUAAGCACAUUUGCAGUCCCAUCAUCUGCAAAAUCAUCAUCAUCGUCGUCGUUUUCAUUUUCAGCAGAGGCGGAAGCUCUGCUGAAUAGUGGUUGGUGGGGAGACGUUUCUUUAACGAACUCUUCUUUGACAAAUCAUUGCUACUUGAAAGGCAUCACUUGUAAUACAGCAGGAAGUGUUGUUCGGAUGGAAGUUCGUUUCUUUUAUUCAUCCGGAAGGCUUUCAAACAUGAAUUGGUCUUCCUUGCCAAAUCUUGAAUAUCUUGAUCUCAGUGACUCUCGCUUAAUUGGGGGAAUUCCGGGUGAAAUUGGUACUCUCUCCAAGCUCACUCACCUUGACCUUUCUUCUCCUUUCAACAAUGAUCCGCUAAGUAAUUUCGCUAGCUUGGAGGGGGGAAUUCCGGGUGAAAUUGGUACUCUGUCCAAGCUCACCCACCUUGACCUUUCUUCCAACUAUGAUCUUAAAGGUUUUCUGCCUCAUACCUUGGUAAAUCUCACCCAAUUAGUCCACCUCGACGUAUCGAACACUGAUAUCAGAGGUCCAAUCCCCUCAACUAUUGGUAAUUUGAGUGCUCUGGCCUAUUUGUUUCUUCACGGAAAUAAACUCAACGGCUCCAUCCCUCUAGAAAUAGGGAACCUAAAGAAUUUGGUCAAGAUGGCUUUGAGUUUCAACGACCUUCGAGGUCCAAUCCCUUCAUCUAUUGGGCAUUUAUCUAAUCUGACCAAUUUGUAUCUCAGAGGAAAUCAACUCGGUGGCUCUAUCCCUUCAUCUAUUGGCCAUUUAUCUAAUCUGACCUAUUUGUAUCUCAAUUUAAAUCAACUCAACGGCUCUAUCCCCUCAUCUAUUGGCCAUUUAUCUAAUCUGAUCUAUUUGGUUCUCAGUUCAAAUCGACUCUACGGCUCAAUCCCUCCAGAAAUAGGGAACCUAAAGAAUUUAGAGCUUAUGGAUAUGGGUUUCAAUAUCCUUAAUGGUCCAAUCCCCUCAUCUAUUGGCCAUUUAUCCAAUCUGACCUAUUUGUAUCUCAGUUCAAAUCGACUCUGCGGCCCAAUCCCUCCAGAAAUAGGGAACCUAAAGAAUUUAGAGGAGAUGAAUAUGCGUUCCAACAUCCUUAAUGGUCCAAUCCCUUCAUCUAUUGGCCAUUUAUCUAAUCUGGCCCAUUUGGAUCUCCAUUCAAGUCAACUGGACGGUCCCAUCCCUUGUGAAAUAGGUAAGCUACAAAAUUUGGAUAAGGUGGAUAUGGGCCAUAACAACCUUCAUGGCCCAAUUCCUCGAGAAAUAGGGAAUUUGUCAGGUUUGACUUAUUUGAAGUUAGAUAGAAAUGACUUAGUUGGAACCAUUCCCAAUGAACUUGCAUAUUUGCCUCUAAAGUACUUAGAUCUCUCCCAUAAUAAUCUCUCUGGAAAAAUCCCGUAUAAGCUUAGGUUCUUACGAGCUCUCUACUUGUCAUACAAUCGUCUUGACUGUCAAAUCCCAAAUAGAUCUCCAAAUGGGUGUCCAAAUGAUGUUUGCCGUAAAGACUUUAAUUCCUCCCAUUGUUUUUCCUCCGUGGCCAAUAAAGGAACGAAACUUGGUCUUGUCAUUUCUCUCCCGAUCAUAGUAUCCCUUGCUUUACUUGUGUUUGUUGUGUACUUUCGUUACCGUAAAACCCAAAAAAAUGAAGGUCAAUCAAAAACAACGAAACAUGGGGAUAUUUUCUCCAUAUGGAAUUACGAUGGAAGUAUUGCAUAUGAAGACAUCAUCAAAGCAACAAAUGACUUUGACGUCAAAUAUUGCAUUGGAACUGGGGGAUAUGGCAGCGUCUACAGAGCUCAAUUACCAAGCGGCAAAGUAGUUGCCUUGAAGAAACUUCAUCGGCUGGAAGCAGAGCACCCUGUUUUUGACCAUUGCUUUAGGAAUGAGAUCCAAAUGUUGACUAAUGUACGACAUAGAAACAUUGUGAAGCUUUACGGAUUUUGUUUGCACAAUAGAUGCAUGUUCUUGGUGUACGAGUACAUGGAAAAAGGAAGCUUGUUUUGUGCUCUAAGAUUCGAUGUUGAAGCUUCUGAAAUUGGAUGGACCCAAAGGGUAAAUAUCAUUGAAGGAAUGGCACAUGCUUUAUCCUACUUGCAUCAUGAUUGCACCCCACCAAUUGUUCACCGAGACAUAUCUAGCAACAACAUUCUGUUGAACUCUCAACAGGAGGCUUUUCUCGCUGACUUCGGAACUGCGAGAUUGCUGAAUCCCGAUUCAUCCAACCGAACCAUAAUUGCUGGCACUUACGGAUAUAUUGCACCAGAACUUGCCUAUACCAUGGUUGUGACUGAAAAGAGCGAUGUUUAUAGCUUUGGAGUGGUGGCACUAGAAACGAUCAUGGGGAGGCAUCCGGGAGACCUCCUAUCGUCCUUGACAUCGCCUCCCAGCGGAAACAUGAUGAUAACUGAUGUCCUAGAUGCGCGCCUUCUGCCUCCAACUAAUCCAAUAGUUGCGGGGGACAUCGUUCUAGUUGUUACAAUGGCAUUUGCAUGUUUACAUCCUCAGCCCAAGUCCCGAGCAUCGAUGCUACGCCUGUCUCAAGAGUUUCUUUCUCAUCGGAAGGCUCUAGCUGCACCCCUUCAUACAGUAUCAUUGUGGAAUCUGUGGAAUCGGAAAAUGGACUUUGUCAACCAAUCAAAUGAGCAAGUGAUCAGUGCCCAAGUUUGAAAAUAGAUUUUUUCAUCCUUCUCAGGCGUUAGUUGUUAUGAUCAUUAUGAAUGUCGGUUUUAAGAAAAGGUGCAGUCUAUCCCAAAGGAGCAAUGUUGUACUGUUAGUUUUAAUAUUGAAGUGGCAAUACAUUUUUGUGUUC
Rhododendron vialii is the source of this 2934-nucleotide messenger RNA. RefSeq names its product probable leucine-rich repeat receptor-like protein kinase At1g35710. The record is from RefSeq and is a predicted model, not a curated record. Lineage: Eukaryota; Viridiplantae; Streptophyta; Magnoliopsida; Ericales; Ericaceae. Gene Ontology annotation, biological process: protein phosphorylation. Bases 45 to 2792 code for a protein of 915 amino acids. Gene Ontology annotation, molecular function: protein kinase activity; protein binding; ATP binding. The transcript is spliced from 2 exons.